AUGGUAGACGUUACCAUCACAGUCAGUACUCCGGGACUACAUACGGCCCCGGUCGAUGAAGAAGAAGCCGUAGAGUACCCGUUUGAAGGAGAGAGGGAUACUCGCACUCAACCGACGGAAACAUAUCGUCCUGCUCCUCUCGAGCAGCCGGCGACGAGGUCAAACAUGGUCUGCCACACCACCCAGACAGACUCGUUGUUGGACGACGAAAUGACGAUGGCCACUGCCACCAGAACCAAGUCCUCGGAACGGGCCAGGUCACCGUCUCCUUCGUCGAGAAAACCGAGACCUCUCAAGGCAUGGACCGAACAGAUCCGCAACCGGUUGUCCAGCCCACAGAGACGCAGGGGCCCGGUGACGGUCGACUCUACGGGGAUCCAUCUCGCGCCUCCGCCGAGCGAGUCACCUCUACGUCCCGCCACGCCGGCCGCCGACCUGUACAGAGGUCAGGAAGACGGCAACUUUGGCAUGACCUUUGAACAUCCAGAUCAUCCGCACCUGCGUAAAGGUCACAAACCGUUGUUUUGCCAUCAAAACUACGAAGAUCACAAACACAGAAUGUUGAUGGAUUGGGUGGAGAGACGCCGUUGA
Messenger RNA from Exophiala oligosperma, 591 nucleotides. RefSeq lists its product as uncharacterized. The transcript has a single exon. The coding region runs from base 1 to 591 and encodes 196 amino acids. The record is from RefSeq and is a predicted model, not a curated record. NCBI's taxonomy places the organism in Eukaryota, Fungi, Ascomycota, Eurotiomycetes, Chaetothyriales, Herpotrichiellaceae.